UAGUGCUCAUUCCCAGAUCAGACAGCCAGCAGUCGACACAGGGCAGUGGGACCAGCCGUGAAAUAUGACAGGCCAGGUGGCAGUAGAGAGCACAGACCUAUCAGCGCACAGGCUGUCAGUGAAGACGUCAAUGGAGGAGGAGUCUGAGAGGGCGGACAGCACCUUAAGCCGCGUGCAGUCUGUGUGCGAUGACACCUCCUCAGAACUGCAGAGAGUGGCCACCAUCGACCCCCGGGGACUCAACUCCCAGAAUUCCUUUCGGGGGAGAGGGGCCAUGUCGCGCUUGGUGAGCAUGGUGAUCACCCUGAGGGAGUGGGCCCAUAAGAGCCUGCUGGAGGAGGAGGAGAGGCCCGACUCUUUCCUGGAGAGGUUCAGAGGGCCGGAGCUGAGAGCCGCUCCCAGCCGCAUCAGUAACAACCAGCCCGAUGCCUCUGGCGCAGACAACAAAGUCCAUGCCAAGAAGAAGUCAGAUGUGUUUGUUAUGGCGCCUGCAGAUGAUAUCUACUACCGCUGGCUAUUCGUAAUUGCCGCCGCUGUGCUUUACAACUGGUGCCUCCUAGUUGCCAGGGCCUGCUUCGAUGAGCUGCAGACUGAAAGCUUCAUCCUCUGGCUGGUGCUGGACUACCUUUCCGACGCCAUCUACAUCCUGGACUCCUGCGUACGGCUGCGCACAGGGUUCCUGGAGCAGGGUCUACUGGUGAAGGACCUGUCCAAGCUCAGGGACAGUUAUGUCCACACGCUGCAGUUCAAGCUGGACGUGCUGUCCAUCCUGCCCACAGAUCUGGCCUAUCUGGCCACAGGUGUCCACACACCCCAGCUGCGCUUCAACCGGCUGCUGCGCUUCCCUCGCAUGUUCGAGUUCUUCGACCGCACCGAGACACGCACCAACUACCCCAACAUCUUCCGCAUCUGCAACCUGGUGCUCUACAUCCUGGUCAUCAUCCACUGGAACGCCUGUAUCUACUUCGCCAUCUCCAAGUCGCUGGGCUUCGGCUCCGACACCUGGGUGUACCCUAACAUGUCGGAACCAGAGUUCAGCUCGCUCACCCACGGCUACAUCUACUGCCUGUACUGGUCCACCCUCACCCUCACCACGAUUGGGGAGAUGCCCGCACCAGUUCGGGAUGAGGAGUACCUCUUCGUGGUCUUCGACUUCCUGGUGGGCGUCCUGAUCUUUGCCACCAUCGUGGGAAACGUUGGUUCCAUGAUCUCCAACAUGAACGCCACGCGGGCCGAGUUCCAGGCCCGCAUCGACGCCAUCAAGCACUACAUGCAGUUCCGCAAAGUCAGCAAGGAGCUGGAGGCGCGCGUCAUCAAGUGGUUCGACUACCUGUGGACCAACAAGAAGGCGGUGGACGAGCAGGAGGUGCUGAAGAACCUGCCCAACAAGCUGCGGGCCGAGAUCGCCAUCAACGUGCACCUGGAGACGCUGAAGAAGGUGCGCAUCUUCCAGGACUGCGAGGCCGGGCUGCUGGUGGAGCUGGUGCUCAAGCUGCGGCCACAGGUCUUCAGCCCCGGGGACUACAUCUGCCGCAAGGGUGAUAUCGGCAAGGAGAUGUACAUCAUCAAGGAGGGCCGUCUGGCUGUGGUGGCAGACGACGGGGUGACCCAGUACGCCCUGCUGACGGCCGGCAGCUGCUUCGGCGAGAUCAGCAUCCUCAACAUCCAGGGCAGCAAGAUGGGCAACCGGCGGACAGCUAACAUCCGCAGCAUCGGCUACUCCGACCUCUUCUGUCUGUCCAAGGACGACCUGAUGGAGGCGGUGACCGAGUACCCCGACGCCAAGAAGGUGCUGGAGGAGAGAGGCCGGGAGAUCCUGCUGAAGGAGGGGCUGCUGGACGAGAGCGCAGGAGGAGGGCUGGGUGGGGAGCUGAUGGAGGAGAAGGUGGAGCGGCUGGAGGCAUCGCUGGACACGCUGCAGACGCGCUUCGCCCGGCUGCUGAGCGAGUACUCAGCCACGCAGCAGAGGCUCAAGCAGCGCCUCACCACGCUCGAGCGCCGUCUCCGCCAAAACGGCAGCGGCUUCCUGUCCGACGCCGACGGCAACGAGAGCACCAACGAUGCGGACGGCACGCGCAGCGAGGCAUAUGUCCUGCUCUGA
Megalops cyprinoides (Indo-Pacific tarpon) is the source of this 2101-nucleotide messenger RNA. Its product is annotated as cyclic nucleotide-gated cation channel-like. Gene Ontology annotation, molecular function: cGMP binding; protein-containing complex binding; intracellularly cGMP-activated cation channel activity. Lineage: Eukaryota; Metazoa; Chordata; Actinopteri; Elopiformes; Megalopidae. The record is from RefSeq and is a predicted model, not a curated record. Gene Ontology annotation, biological process: monoatomic cation transmembrane transport. The transcript is spliced from 7 exons. Gene Ontology annotation, cellular component: intracellular cyclic nucleotide activated cation channel complex; plasma membrane. The coding region runs from base 65 to 2101 and encodes 678 amino acids.